GACACGCCCACUGCCCCUUCUUGGAGCAGCCGGGGUCUGGAAGUGGAGAGCGGAGCCUCUCCCCGGAAGAAGCCGCCUCCGCGCUCGGAUGCGCGCCAUGCUCGCCUUGCGGAGCGGCCUGGUCCGGGCGCUGACCCCGCAGGCGCGCGCGGCUCAGGUGUGCUCAUCUUUUGCUACAGGGCCCCGACAACAGGAUGGAACAUUCUAUGAAUUUCGUACCUGUUAUUUUAAGCCCUCAAAAAUGAAUGAGUUCCUGGAAAAUUUUAAGAAAAAUGUUCAUCUUCGGACAGCUCACUCUGAAUUGGUUGGAUUUUGGAGUGUAGAAUUUGGAGGCAGAAUUAACAAAGUAUUUCAUAUUUGGAAAUACGAUAAUUUUGCUCAUCGAACUGCAGUCCGUAAAGCUUUGGCCAAAGAUAAGGAAUGGCAAGAACAAUUCCUAGGUCCAAAUUUGGCUCACAUUGAUAAACAAGAGUGUGAGAUUACUUACCUGGUCCCAUGGUGCAAAAUAGAAAAGCCUACAAAAGAAGGAGUGUAUGAACUGGCAACUUUUCACAUGAAACCUGGUGGUCCAGCUCUGUGGGGUGAUGCAUUUAAAAGGGCAGUUCAUUCUCAUGUCAAUCGAGGAUACACAAAACUAAUUGGUGUUUUCCACACAGAAUAUGGAACACUCAACAGAGUUCAUGUUCUUUGGUGGCAUGAGAGUGCUGACAGUCGUGCAGCUGGGCGACAUGAGUCUCACGAGGAUCCCCGAGUUGUGGCGGCUGUUCGGGAAAGUGUCAACUACCUGGAAUCUCAGCAGAAUAUACUUCUGAUUCCUUUAUCAUUUUCACCAUUGAAGUAGUUUGGUACUGAAAAUACUAAGUAUUUCAUUAACUGGUAUUAUAAGGUGUGUCUUCCAAUGGUGCUUAAAUUCUCCCAAGAAAAUGAUUCUUUUUUCUUUGAAGAAGGUGGUAAGUUAAUUCACUAUGUUCUUUAUAUAUUUUAAAGCCAUGUCUAUCAUUUGUUACCCCUAUUUCAGGAAAUAAGAGUUCAUUUUCCACUUGGUAUUUCAGUACUUGUCACAUGAUGAAAAUAUCAAUUAGAAAAUAGGCCCUAAUACAAAAAAUCUUUGAAGACUCUUGGUUUACAUGUGGAAAUGUCUUUGUAAUUAUUACUUCAUUUUCCAUCUUAUUUUACAGAGAUAAUUGUUACUGUAUAAUGGUCUUGAUUUUUUACUUGUUUCAGACUAUGUCUUCUGUAUUCUAAUAAACUUGUAUUCCAUUAAUAAGGUCACAUUUUCAUGCUUGUGACCAUAUAGUUAAAUUAUUAAUACACACUAUCAAUCUUUGCAUCAUGUCUGUUUCCCUAAGGUCAUUGUUUUCAGUUUUUUUGCCCUGUAUAUUUUAUAGUAUCAAAUGUGAUUCAUGAAAAUACUGGACAUGUAUCUUUUGCUAUGUAAAACUAUAUUAUUAUUUGUGUCCUUUUUUAUGGUUUUCUAAUUAGCUAAUUAGUUAGAACACGUUAUUAGGUGCCCAUACUUAAAAUCUUUGAAGACUGUGGUUUCUAUGCUGAAGUAUCUUCAUUUAUAAUUAAUUGUAUACUAAUUAUUCAUUUUGGAUCCUUGGUUUAAUGAUAUCUUUUGAAUAUGGAAAUCUUUUCCCUAAUAAAAGCCUACCUGUAUAUUCUAA
This is a messenger RNA of Cavia porcellus (domestic guinea pig), 1667 nucleotides long. Its product is annotated as protein NipSnap homolog 3A-like. The record is from RefSeq and is a predicted model, not a curated record. Bases 89 to 841 code for a protein of 250 amino acids. Lineage: Eukaryota; Metazoa; Chordata; Mammalia; Rodentia; Caviidae. Gene Ontology annotation, cellular component: mitochondrion. The transcript is spliced from 6 exons.